AUAGACAAAAGAGUGAAAAGAGUGAAGUGAAGGUUAAGAUUAGCGUUCUCAGUACGCUUGUUUGUUUUGUUAAAUCAGUUAAAUAUUGCAAGUUGCAUUACUUUUGGGACCAUUGUCACCAUUAGAACUUUCUUGCGCACCGCACGGUUGCCGUGAUGGACUUAAUGCAAGCGUGUCGCUGCUGCUUGCGGUGUCCUCCGGACAAGGACCUGACGACGCCGUACACACAUCUCGACAAAACGGAGAUAUAUGCCGACAUGAUCAACCAGUGCUUCAAUAUACAUCUGGUAGUGGUUGGCUCGGGCUCGUGCGGCAUCUGCUCGGCGUGUGUGGGCCGCCUGCGAGACGCGAGCGACUUCAAGCUGCAAGUGCAAAGCAUCCAGGCGGAGCUACAGGCACUGCUGCAGGGAGCGAGUGUCAAAGAAGAACCUGCAGUUAAGCUGGAAAUGCAGGACGAAGAUGGGGCAAGUGAGGACCCUUUAUUGAAUGAAGAGCCCCCGGUUAAGCCAGAGACGCUGGAUGAAGAUGAGAUACCUAGGGAGAUGUUACAUGAAGUCCUAAUAAAGACAGAAAUGGAGGAUAAAGAGGAGACACGAGAUGAGAUGUUGGGUGACGAGCCCCCGGUCAAGUUAGAGACGCUGGAUGUAGAUGAGAUGCCUGAUGACAUGUUGUUUUGUUCGGAGGGGUCGGCUCGUUCCGUGGUGCUCGAACGCCUCCGCGGCGACGGGACUGUCAACAGCGAAGACAAGCCAUAUAGCUGCGAUCACUGUGGCAAACGUUUCAAAACCAAGGUUAUUGUAAGGAAACACAUUCAACGCAUUCACUUAUCGACAUCAAACCUGCGACAUCACCAGAGGACACGCACUGUUGAGAAACCUUUUCAUCAAUGUACCUAUUGUGAAUACAAGAACCGUAAAAAAAGUCACUUAAUAAGUCACAUCAGAAUACACACUGGAGAAAAGCCGUACAAGUGCAGCAACUGCGACUACAGGAGCGGUUGGAAAGGAGACUUACGAACACACCAACGAAUUCACACCGCAGACAAACCAUACACGUGUAAUCAAUGCGACUUCAAGUGCUGGUUGAAAUCUGACUUACAAAGACAUGAGAUGAUGACACAUGGAGAGAAGCCAUUGCAUCGAUGUACUUACUGUGAUUACAAAGCCCGUAGAAAAGAUCACUUACAACGUCACAUUAGAAUACACACUGGAGAAAAGCCGUACAAAUGUAGUCAUUGUGACUACAAGUGCACGCAGCGAGGUUCCUUAGUAAAACACCAAAUGAUUCACACCAUAGAGAUGACGUUUCACUGUAGUCGUUGCGACUUUAAGAGUGGGCGGAAAUCUGAUUUACAGAAACACAGUUUGAUACACACUGACGAGAAGCGUUUUCAAUGCAGCUACUGUGAUUACAAAUUCAUGUAUAAAUCACAGUUACAAAUUCACGUCAGACUACACACAGGUGAAAAGCCUUAUACGUGUAGCUACUGUGAUUCCAAAUUCGGUCGAAAAGAUAGCUUUCUCGCACACCAAAAAAUACACACUGGUGAAAAACCUUAUACAUGCAGCGACUGCGAUUACAAAUGCCGUGAUAAAACAAACCUACGUCGUCACCAGAUAAAGCAUGGCACGAAGCUUAGAAAUGUAGCGAUUGCUACUACAAGUGCAAAUCCUCCUAUACAAUGAGAUCUAAACCUUCAUCGCUCUUUCAGGAUUGGUUUUUUGAAAUAUCUUCACAAUUUUCGAAGUGCGCGGUGCCUUCGAAGCUGCUGCGUGUUAAGAAUAUAAAAAAACCGGAAAAGUGCGAGUCGGACUCGCCCACGGAGGGUUCCGUACAAAUUAAGUUUUUAGUAUUUGUUGUUAUAGCGGCAACAGAAAUAAAUAUCACGGUUCAUGAGAUACAGCCUGGUUACAGACACACAGACAGUGGAGUAUUAGUAAUAGGGUCCCGUUUUUACCCUUUGGGUACGGAACCCUAAAAAUGACUGUAUUCGGCUACAUGAUAACAAGUAUGGCGGGCAGGAAAAUAUAUUCAGUUAAGAUAAUGUCUGUAUCGCCGCAGAUUUGAGAUGUGAUGUUCAGAUAGCAUAAUGUAUAAAACACUUAUGAUGGAAUAAGUCAGUCUUAGUGUACCCUAAGGUAGCUUUAUGAAAAUAUAC
Molecule: messenger RNA, 2158 nt
Organism: Cydia strobilella
Lineage: Eukaryota; Metazoa; Arthropoda; Insecta; Lepidoptera; Tortricidae
Product: zinc finger protein 501-like
Exons: 7
Coding region: 156-1685 (509 amino acids)
Cellular component (GO): nucleus
Molecular function (GO): zinc ion binding
Source: RefSeq, a predicted model, not a curated record